Molecule: messenger RNA, 1121 nt
Organism: Zonotrichia albicollis (white-throated sparrow)
Lineage: Eukaryota; Metazoa; Chordata; Aves; Passeriformes; Passerellidae
Source: RefSeq, a predicted model, not a curated record
AGAGGGGAGGGACCAGGGACGGGGAACUCUUGGGAGGCUUUUCCAGGGCUGAAUCUUGGUGUUUGGGAGGUUUUCGUGAAGCACAGAUGGCCGGUGACUGGUAGAGAUGGACUUGGGCAGAGGGACCUUCAAACUCAACAUGAUCAUCCCUUGUUUUCCCCAAACCAGGAUUUCCCAUUGCCAACCCCUGGGAGUCUGUGAGGAAGAUGCCCCGGGACACUGAGGCAGAGCAGGAGCUGAGCAUGGAGAGCAGGGAGGACAAAUGCCCGCGGCAGAACCUGGUGGAAGAGGCCGUUUUGAGCGGCUCCAUGGUGCAGGAAGCCAACGGGGAGGAAAAGCCCCAGAGAUGUCGCACAAGGAGGGGCUGCAAACGCAGAUGGCAGGGAUCUGAGGAGGAAAGAGCCAGCCUGGGCUGGGAAGGCGGCCAGAGAUCAAGCCAGAGCUCGGAGCUGGUGCUCCAUGAGCAGCUCCAUGAUGGGGAGAAGCCCCACACAUGUGUGGAGUGUGGGAAGAGCUUCAGGUGGAACUACAAGCUCAUCGAGCACCAGAGGACCCACACUGGGGAACGGCCAUACGAGUGUGGGGAGUGUGGGAUGAGCUUCAGCCGGAGCUCCCACCUGACCAGCCACCAGAGGACCCACACUGGGGAGAGGCCCUACGAGUGUAGGGAGUGUGGACAGAGCUUCAGGCAGAGCUCCAGCCUGAUCAGCCACCAGAGAACCCACACUGGGGAACGGCCCCAUGAGUGUGGGGAGUGUGGGAAGAGCUUCAAGUGGAGCUCUGACCUGAUCAAGCACCGGAGGAUCCACACUGGAGAACGGCCCUACAAAUGUGGGGAGUGUGGGAAGAGCUUCAGGGGGAGCUCUGACCUGAUCAAGCACCAGAGGAUCCACACUGGGGAACGACCCUACGAGUAUGGGGAAUGUGGGAAGAGCUUUAAGGACCAUGACACCCUGAUCAGGCACCAAAAGAUCCACACUAGGGAGAGGCCUUACGAGUGUUCCGAGUGUGGGAAUAGAUUUCAGUUCAACUCCCAUCUCCUCCUGCACAAUCUGAGUCACACAGAGGAGAGGAGUGCCGCCUCCCAGAGCGCCCCCUCACAGUUGCCGCCCUUGGCCUGA